GCUCCAGGUUGGCUGCUCCUCAUCUGCCUUCCCAUGACCCUGGGCUGCGGCCACUGCCCUGCUCUCCUCCACAAUGUUUCCUAGCCCUGUGACAACGACACCCUUCUCGGUCAAGGAUAUUUUGAACCUGGAGCAGCAUCAGAGCGGCCUGGCGCCCAUGGAGCUCUCGGCGCUGUCCUCGCCCUCCUGCAUGCUCUCCACCUUCAAGCAGGAGACGUACAGCGCCGAGCCCCCCGGCCUGCCCGAGCUGCGGGACGAGCUGCCCGAGGCGCACCCUGCCAAAAGCGCCUUCCCCAGCUCCUACUACGUUAAAAGCUACGUGGAAAUGGACUCGGCCAAGGACUCCAAGGCGGACAAGAAAGAACUGUGUUCCCUGCACAAGAGCCUGGAGCAGGACAAGAGAGACCUGGAAGAUCCCGAGCGCCCCAGACAAAGGAAGAGGAGGAAACCUCGCGUGCUCUUUUCUCAAGCCCAAGUCUACGAACUGGAGAGAAGGUUCAAGCAGCAGAAGUAUCUCUCGGCCCCCGAGAGAGACCAUCUAGCAAAUGUCCUAAAGCUCACCUCUACCCAGGUUAAAAUUUGGUUCCAGAAUAGAAGGUAUAAAUGCAAAAGGCAGAGACAGGAUCAGACCCUCGAAAUGGUGGGGAUCCCACCGCCCCGGCGGAUAGCGGUGCCUGUUCUGGUGCGCGAUGGGAAGCCCUGCUUAGGGGAGUCUUCUCCCUACAGUUCGCCGUACAAUGUCAGCAUUAACCCCUACAGCUACAACGCCUACCCUGCGUACACCAACUACAACAGCCCCGCCUGCAAUGCCAACUACAACUACCCCUCCAUGCAGACCAUGCAGCCCUCCGCGGCCGGCAACAACUUCAUGAACUUCGGGGUAGGGGACUUGAAUUCAGUGCAAACGCCCAUCCCGCAGGGCAACGCGGGCAUUUCCACGCUGCAUGGGAUCCGCGCCUGGUAGAGC
This is a messenger RNA of Struthio camelus australis, 967 nucleotides long. It is a transcript of the gene NKX2-5, whose product is annotated as NK2 homeobox 5. The record is from RefSeq and is a predicted model, not a curated record. Gene Ontology annotation, molecular function: DNA-binding transcription factor activity, RNA polymerase II-specific; RNA polymerase II cis-regulatory region sequence-specific DNA binding. Gene Ontology annotation, cellular component: nucleus. Lineage: Eukaryota; Metazoa; Chordata; Aves; Struthioniformes; Struthionidae. Gene Ontology annotation, biological process: regulation of transcription by RNA polymerase II; cell differentiation.